AUGCCUGCGGUGGUCGGAACUACUAUGACUUCGACACCCACUUCGCAAACCGCGAUCAUGGAAUCCUCAACCAACGCAGAUAAGAAACGCAAUAAGCUGGGGUAUCAUCGCACAUCCGUCGCAUGUGUGCAUUGUCGGCGACGAAAGAUACGAUGUCUGGUGGCGGCGGACGACGCUCAGGGUCGAUGUGAGAAUUGUAUUCGACUGAAAAAGGAGUGCCAGUUCUUUCCAGUAGAUCAGCAACCGCCAAUCGAAAAGAAAGCUCGCCCAGGUUCGAACACCGCGUCGACCGAUCCAUCAACCGCCUCGUCCUCCCCGCCGGCAGUGAGCGGGGGAGAGCAAACGGAGGCCUUUUUCCCAUACCAGCCAAUACCGUUGAGUUCCGCCCCCGAUGUUGCGGCGUUCAACGCCGGAGCGUUCGCUGGAAAUUCCAUGACGCCGUUUACGCCAGAUCGCAAUGUAGGGGCUCCUGAGUUCGCAACAGCACCGCCCCUCGAUCCCUCGGUACCGUGGGACGAAUUCACGACGAUCUCAGCAGACGGUCAAAUAUUAGCAAAUAUGUCGGCAGGGAAACCACAGAUGGUGAACAUGCCUUCCAAUGUAUGGAGCCCGGGGCCGAACCCCAUGGCCACCAUGCCACUCGCACAUGGGCUUCCGACCCCGACAGUCCCAUCACAACCGCAGACGCUCAGUCCCGCGCCGACGUAUGCGAUACAACCGGAUGGAUCAGUAUGGCAAGUGCCCCCAACACGACCCAUGGCCUACCCCCCGCCAGACAUGGCUGCGCCGCCGUACCCCAACCCCGGCCAAUUCCAGCAACCUCCCCCAGAGAUGAACUCCGAGAUGGCCAGCCCAGUGCAGCCUUUCCCGGGCAACCACGUUCAUCCGCAGAGCCCUCCCUCGACGGACCUUCAGGGGACGCCGGUGGCAGUAACGUAUGCCGGGGCCCCGCACCAAUGGGAUAUCCCGCCUGGCAAGACGUGA
Molecule: messenger RNA, 984 nt
Organism: Aspergillus nomiae NRRL 13137
Lineage: Eukaryota; Fungi; Ascomycota; Eurotiomycetes; Eurotiales; Aspergillaceae
Product: putative C6 finger domain protein
Exons: 3
Coding region: 1-984 (327 amino acids)
Biological process (GO): regulation of DNA-templated transcription
Molecular function (GO): zinc ion binding; DNA-binding transcription factor activity, RNA polymerase II-specific
Source: RefSeq, a predicted model, not a curated record